AUGGCAAUGGAAAAUUCUGUUCAGACACCGACACCCCUAUCCCCACCAAAAAAGCGAGCACAGGCGCAGGGACAAGCACAGGGGCAGGGGCAGGGGCAGGCGAUACCAUCCCCAGCAUCCGCAUCUUCAUCGACGCUCAUCCUCUCUCUCUCACUCCCAUCUUCAUCCUCGUCUUCCCUCGUAAAACCCGCUCCUGUACCUGUAAUAACAACAGCACCCUCACCCGCACCCGCACGAGAUGAAGUCGCGGUUCCAGCGCGUGCCCAGCCACAGCAGCAGAUGAAGCAGCAGAUGAAGCCGGCGGCACUGAGCUUCGCGUCGAUCAAUGCGCACGCUAGAGCGCAUGGGCAUGUUGUCACGCAGGGCGAGUUCGGCGGCGUAGGCAUGGGGUUUGGCCAUGGAUCCGGAGGCGGGUUGGGUGGUGUUGGUGUACGUGCGGGUUUGGGUGCGGGUUUGGGAGGAGGUGCGGGUGCGGGAUUAAUAGGAGGAGGACUUGGAAUGGGAGGACUUGGAAUGGGAAGAGCAGGAACAGGGACGGGAGGAGGAGGAGGGACAGGAGGGGAGGAACAGGCGAAGAUGAGCGCGCGCGGGUUCGUGCAGCCGCAUCGGAGCCAUUUGCCGCGGCGCUCUAAAACUAGGACUGGGAUGCGGGGUGGUGGUGGUAAGGGUAAGGGUGCCGGUGAGGUGAAGGAGGAGGAAAAGGACAAGGAAAAGAGCAAUGAAGAGCCGAGAUCGGGCGGGGUGCCGGACGAUGUGUUUGGUGAUGACGGGGAAGGAGAGAUAUCAGCAUCUGUGUCAGCUCCAGUGCCAGUACCAGCGUCAGCACAUGCCGGAACACCAACACCAACACCAGUAUCAGCAUCAGCGUCGAAAUCGAAAUCGAAAUUGACACAGGUGCAACAGUCAACGUCAACGUCGACUUCUACCCCUACCCCUAUAACAAACACUUAUCGUCCCACUGCGCCUUCGCAAACUCCUGCACCUUUGCCCUCAUCACAAACGCAAACGCCUACUCGAACGGCCUUCCCGCCGUCCAUCUCCGCCCAGAAUGCCUUACAAGGCCGAAAAGGCCGGCAAGGCCCGGCUAGCCUUGUGAUGCCUCCCAAUCUGAGAGCGUGCCUAAGAAGUAACCGUGAUUGA
This is a messenger RNA of Psilocybe cubensis, 1140 nucleotides long. RefSeq lists its product as uncharacterized. The record is from RefSeq and is a predicted model, not a curated record. The coding region runs from base 1 to 1140 and encodes 379 amino acids. NCBI's taxonomy places the organism in Eukaryota, Fungi, Basidiomycota, Agaricomycetes, Agaricales, Agrocybaceae. The transcript is spliced from 2 exons.